AGCCAAUUGGAAGGCGAGCUUAACCAGCGACCUGCCAAUGAUGACGAGGCGUUAAUUAACCCCAAUGAAAAGUGGUGGGCCAGCGCAACGCCGCUCUCUCCAGUGAGGAGUGUUGGGAGUCGGGUCUCGCUUGUAACCGCUAUUUACGUCCACAUCUCUGUCCUCUUCAGCAUGUAACUACAGACCAGCUGGCUAUGCGCUUUAUAUAGCGGGUUUCCUUCAUUCAUUCCGUUUCUUUUUCCUCAAAUGGGGUAAAUUCUAACUCCAGAUUCUGCACUUUCUGUCGUUUUUCGCGUUAAAGUCAUUCAUUUCCCAUCCUAGAGCAAUCACACGUAAGCUAGACUAAUUUUCAGCAUUCAGUAUUUGUAUUUGUUUCCUUUCCUGAUGCGUUUUUCUGCAUCUCCGCGCGCUGGAGGCGCACGCGUACAGCUGGCACGGACCCAGCAGUGCAGUCAGGCUAAACUGCCAUCCGGUGACCAUCAGGUGCUGCUUAGGUAUGGCGAAGACACUGCGUGGAGCAAGUGGCUCAAGACGAACUUUUAAAACACGUGACACACCUGUAACACUUGGCCGUGUUUAAAAAAAUUACGAAAACAGACUUUAAUUCACACUGGACGGACCAAUUUAUCUUAAUUUUAUCAGGUCAAAUUACGGCUAAGACGACCGGUUUGCGGUAGUCGUCUGCAAGAUGGUGAAUGAAAAGCGGUACAUGGAAACGCUACCGCCCCUUCGGCGACAAUCACUCUGCAAAAUCAGAGAGCUACACACAAACAAACUAAUUUGAUAGCUGCACACAAUCAUUGUUACCAUCAUCCAUCCAGGAUUAAAAAGUUUUUACUGUCAUUGUGUUACAUACAAGGAGAUUACGUAAGUGACUUCCUAUGUCCCAUCACAAAUAGGAAGUGAACUAUAUAAACCGGCAAUAUGUAGUAAACAGUAAACAAUGCGCAGAAUAAAAAAAUACUUAUAAGUAGUAAAACGAUUAAAUGUAUUAUAAACAGUAUGUAACUAUAUCUGCGUAAGCGAACGCAGUCGCGCGACUCUACUAAAAAGAAAAGCUUUCACAGGUGUCACGCGGAUAGGAAAAGUGUGCGAUUGGUAUGACAGGAUGACGAUGGUGGAAAAUAAUCGUGCAGCUGGUAAAGCGAGUAUCGUUACUGGGCAAAGGCGCAAUAACAAGAGUGGGCUGUUAGUGUCGGCGGAGGACAGCCUGUCUAGUGUCCUCUCCGCACUGCACUCCGCAGUCAGCCGAUUGUCUAUCACUGAACACUGACUCGUCUUGUGACAGGACCGAUACAGAAUAGUUAUCUGUGGUCAUGAGUUUUCGUUUUUUUUCUUUUGACGGGGGGCUUUUUGUAAGAUCUAUGUUUGGACCUUAUAGACAAGCUCAGGCCUGGCGAAAUUAUUCUUAGUCAACCCUGGCAGUUAUUUAAAAGAAUUCGGACAUGAACAAAAUCCUGCGUGUCGUCACCUCCGUCCGUGGUUCGACAAAACAAAUCAAUAAUAUGACAAAAAUAUGAAUGUUAAUAAAUUAUUCGAGCACCAUUUUAAACUACUUUGGAUAGUUUUAAUUAAUAAAUCAAAUGAGGCUGACACACUGAAUCUUUGCGUCGCUGAAUUAGACGCUUGGUGGGAAAGUAUUUGGGAUUAGUAGUAGCGAUGUGAAGACAUCGCUACUACUAUAUAUAUACAAUUUGACCCACAUUAUGUGCCAAUGAACAUAGUUUAUAAAUUAUGGCAGUGACAUAAUUGACAGCCUUUUAUUAACACAUUAAUUUAAAAUGUAAAUUUGAUUUUUAAUCAGAUCUCUGAUGCUUUAAUUAUCAGGACUGCGAGUCUGCUUACCUAGUGUUGCAGGUUUUGCUUGUUAUUUUGCUUGAAACAACAUCUACGGUGGGUGUGAUUGCAAAGCACGAUCUAUCAGUGAUUCCAGUGUCAGCUUACAGAGCAACAAAAGUUAAGUGAGUUAGUCAGUGAUUGACAGCACUCAAUAGCUUCGUCCACAAUGGAAAUUAAAGCUUCAAUGAUUUUCAUGUAGGGUAUCCUUACUUCAGGGCAGCCCAUCCUGAAGUCCCUGCCCUCCAGGGCUAGCUCUCAGCUGCUUAACUGGAGUUAUUUAGACAUUUGAGCAGGUUAACAGUGCUGGUGAGCUGUCGGACUGGUGCAAACUAAAAUGUAUGUAAAGGCUGUAGGGCUGCUGAAAGACUUUCCAGUUUCUAUGUUCUAUUUGAAUUUUAAAUGAUAACACUGGCAAUAUAUAGGACUACUGAUCCCUACACAGGAAUGGACUUAAAAAAAAUUCAGUCCUGGCCCACGAUACGCCGAUCUGUUGGGAAUUCCUCCUGUAGCCCCAAUGACCAGUCUGUCCCCCCCCCCCCCAUAUGUUUUCUGUUGCUAAUAAGCUGCGAGUAAAUAACAUAUACUUAUCCUGAUUUGCCUAAUUUGUGUUCUCCUGCAGAAUAGAGCGAGUUGGUGCUUGACUCAUUAAGACAGUUUAUUCCCUGCUGUAAUCAUAGAUAAAUAAAAUGAUCAGUGGAACGCAAUUGAAGUUAGCAUACCAUCAUUUGCCUGUCUGAAAAAAAAUGCAAAAUCUGUCUAGAACAAAUUCUCCUUGAAAAAAAUACUGCAAGUAAUUACACAGGGAAAUCAGGACAAGACUCCCACACAAAUUGAUCGAGGUUAACAUGGGUGUAUCGCAAAUUAAGCAGACAUAUUGUGUGCAGAUUUGUGAAAAUGGUGUCGUCAGAAUGUUUGUGUUUCCAGCAUCUGCCUGUUUGUGAGACUAGCCUCUUUCCACAUGAUUUUUUAAAAUAUUGUUGUAUUGAAAUGUCUUACUUAAAAAUAGUGUAUAUUUAGUUAAAUGUUUUAAUACAGCACCUUUCCCAACAAAGUAUCCCCAAAGUGUUUGACAUAAAUAUAUUAAGUAUAAUAAAUAUAAUAAAUCAGUUGUUAUAUAGUAAAGAAAAAUUUUUUUUUUCAUUUAUUUAUCAAAAGAAACGGUCUAUAGUAGUUAUAGCUGUGUUUAAAUGAACAGGAGGAGAGACAUAAAGAUUAUAGAAAGGGUUGUGAGUUAAAUCAGCAUGUUGUGUCUGAGGGCAGGGCGCUGUAGCCUGUGUUUGACCUUGGCGGCCGUGUGCCGAGGGCGGCUGGCUUAUCAGACGAGCCCUCCACACUGGUCAGAAGGCCCCGCUUUAGGUUUCACGCUGCUGGGGACAGGGCAACGUUGCUUCCCAGCUGCGGCCCUAUGAUUUUGCUGCGGCUAGUGUGCUCUUCCGGAAGCGUCUCUCCUGCGUAUAUCCUUUCUUUAUUUCAGUACAGAUUAUUUUUUUUUCUCAUACAGGAAGUUCCUCGGAGACCUUUCAGGGGAAAACAAAAGCCCUUAUCCGCUUCUGUUUUUUCUGUUAGCGUCUUUCUGACACGCACCCUUUGAACAGAUGGCGCAGACACGGGUUAGAAAGGGGCUCGCGUGCAAAAGGGAUGCACUUUGUCGAGGGUGCAAUGGCGGCUGGGGAAAAUGCGUGAAACUGACUGUCUGUGUGGCACGUGGCAUGCGACAUUAGCAGAGAAGCAUCCUCAUGCGACAUUAGUGGAGAUGCAUCCUUUCCCAGCCCCUGCUUACAACCGGCAGGUUGGUUUUGCUGUGACACACCUUGAGACUGGGACUAUAAUAUAUACUAAAUGGACAAAUUAUUGGGACACCUGACCUACAGGAACUUUUAUGACAUCCCAGUCUAAAUCUAUAGGUAAUAAUAUGGAGCUGGUCCCCCUUUGCAGCUAUAACAGCUGCCACUCUUCUGUGGAGGCUUUCCACAGGAUUAUGGAGAGUGUCUGUGGGGAUUUUUGCCCAUUCAUCCAGAGGAGCAUGUAUGAAAUUGGGCACUGAUGUUGGACUGGCUCGUAAUCUCCAUUCUAGUUCAUCCCAAAGGUGUUUGAUGGGGUUGAGGUCAAAGCUCUCUGGGCCAGUCGAGUUCUUCCACAGCAAACUCACCCAACCAUAUUUUUAUGGACCUUGCUUUGUACACUUGGAAACAGUCCGACAUGCUGGUACAUAAAGGACCUUCCUUCUCCAAACUGUUCCCAUAAAGUUGGAAGCAUAGAAUUGUCCAACAUGUCUUGCUAUGCUGAAGCAUUAAGAGUUCCCUUCACUGGAACUAAGAGGCCUUAUCUAACCCCACACCAUUAUCUGUCCUCCACCAGACUUUACAGUUGGCACGAUGCAGUCAGGCAGGUAACAUUCUCCUGGCAUCCGCCAAACCCAGACUCAUCCAUCAGACUGCCAGAUAGAGAAUCUUGGUUCAUCACUCCACAAAACACGUUUCUACUGCUCCAGAGUCCAGUGACAUUGUGCUUUACACCACUCCAUCAGACACUUGGUGAUGUGAGGCUUGCAUGCAGCUGCUCGGCCAUGGAAGCCCAUAACGUUAAGCUCCCAGCGUACAGUUUUUGUGCUGAGGUUAAUGCCAGAGGAAGUUUGGAACUCCGCAGUUAUUGAGUAAACAGAGCGUUUAGUGACUACUAUGCACUCUGCUCCUCAGCACUCACUGAGUGCUGAGUGCUGUUUGUUAUUUUACAUGAUCUGCUACUUCCACUUCCACUUCACAUUAAUACCACUUUCAGCUGAUUGUGGAAUAUCUAGCAGAGAAGAAAUUUCACAAACUGACUUAUUGCAAGGGUGGCGUCCUCUGACAGGACCACCUUCAAAUUCACCGAGCUCUUCUGAAUGACCCAUUGUUUCACAAAGGUUUGUAAUCCUAACUGCAUGGCUGUGUGCUUGAUUUUAUACACCUGUGGCAAUAGGUCUGAAUAAAACACCUCAAUUCAGUGAUUAAGAUGAGUGUCCUAAUACUUUUGUCCAUAUAUUACAUGUACAUCUUAAAUAUUGGUAGUUACUCCUAGGCAUAGUUGUACCAUGUGUAACAGUGUAGCAUAUCUGUGUAAAGCAGAGGACAGCAGUACUGCGGAUCAGGCAGAGGACAGCAGUACUGCGAUCAGGCAGUGGACAGCAGUACUGCGAUCAGGCAGAGGACAGCAGUGCUCCAUCUUUUUUUUUUCAGUUUUAUUUGGACAGAUAUUUUCAUGCAGAGGCACUGGUUACUCUAUCAGUUCAACUUUCAGCUGUGCUGACCCAGGCGGUCUGAGUGUUGUUUUCUGUUUCUCAUCACGUGUGUGUGUGUGUGUGUGUGUGUGUGUGUGUGUGUGUGUGUGUGUGUGUGUGCCGUGCUGCUCUUUGGAACAUUUCUCUGUAUAAGAACAUAAUUGGUCACUCAAGCAACACAAGUCACUGUCUCCCUUUCGCAAGCAUCAGCGCCCGCAGCCUGACCCUCAGGCCUGCCAGUGAAAUGGAACAGACAGAAUGCUUGUUUUGUGGAACGAAAUGAGAAAUGUAACUAUGGGAGUGAAUUUUUGAUGAAAUGAUUGUUUUUGGCACAAAGGCUUUGUUGUCUCGCUACUUUUUUCCAUAACCGGGGCUGGUGUUUUCUCUUUCAAAUCGAUGUGUUUUCAGCAUGCCUGUGGCGUGUUUCCUUUGAAACUCUCAGCACCUGGAGAUGAAAACAUCUCUGGGAUGAAACACGAAACCGGAGCGCUGUGUGGUCGAGGCUGUCUGCGGGGUGGACGCCCCAGAAGGGGCCUGCCAUGAAUUCCAGCUAUCACGUUACAUUAGACCACCCCCCCAGCCCUGUCCUUUGCUCAGUUUCUCUUCCCGUUACCCGCUGACAGCUGGCACGCCGUGACAGAGGCAGUCCUGAGUAACGCCUUCGGCCGUUCAUAACGCAGUCGGAGCAACGCGUCGCAUGAAAUGCAGUGCAGACUGCCCACCGUGGUGAUGGCUACUCCGGGCUAUGUGGAGGAGCUGCAGCAGCCCACGCAGCAGCCAGGGGGCGCUCUGGGCGUGGCUCCUGGCCAGCCGCCGGCCCCUCCCACCUCCACUCCUCCAGCCCCGCCCCCCUUCCUGGCUGAACUGCAGACGGCAGUCACGCCCCCACCCGUCACAGCCACUGCCCCUCCUCAGACAGGCCAGGCCACGCCCCCAGCAGCCCAGGCCACGUCGCAGAAGCAGGCCGCACCAGCGCAGUACGUCACCGCAGAGAUCCAGGGCUCCGGCACUGCCUCCAGCAACGGGCAAAGCACGCCGCAGUACAUCGUGGUCACCGUCACUGAGGGCUCCUUGCACUCCAGCGACUCGGUGUCUGACUCCAGCCCUCCUCCGCCCGCGGUGCAGACGGCCGUGCCCACACAGGUGGUGCAGCAGGUGCAGCAGUUGCAGUCAGUGCCAGUCCAGCAUGUGUACUCCAGCCAGGUUCAGUACGUGGAUGGCGGGGAGACCAGCUACACCACCAGCACCAUACGGUCCAGCAGCUACACCUACACGGACGCCCCUCUCUACACCCAGACUGGUCCCUCCUCUUACUACGAGGCUCCACCCGCCUCGGGGGCUCAAGUAGCGGCACCAGCCACAUCGCAGGCCGUACCCGUGACAGCGGGGGGCGCCGCCGUGUCCAUGUUCGUCUCCAACACCACCUCGGGUACGGCCACCGCAGGCACUGUGGCUGUGGUGGCAGGAAGCACCCCCGGUGGGGCAGCGGCAGCCACGGGGGCUGGGGGCGGGACCACAGCAGCAGGGGCGGGGGGAACCGGCGGCGGCAGCAACGGUGGCAGCGGAAGCAGCUACGUCAUCCAAGGAGGGUACAUGCUGAGCGGGGCCGCCGGAAACCAGAACUACUCACACAGCAUCCGGGCGUCGCCCGCCACGGUCAGUACGGAGGACCGCGCUGACCGCUCGCUCUGCGUGCAGUGGCUGCUGGAUAACUACGAGACGGCAGAGGGUGUGAGCCUGCCGCGCUCCACCCUCUACUGCCACUACCUGCUGCACUGCCAGGAGCAGAAGCAGGAGCCGGUGAACGCCGCCUCCUUCGGCAAGCUCAUCCGCUCCGUCUUCAUGGGGCUGCGCACGCGGCGGCUGGGCACUCGGGGCAACUCCAAGUACCACUACUAUGGGCUGAGGAUCAAGGGCAGCUCCUCCUUGCUGCGGCUGAUGGAGGACCAGCAGCACCUGGCCAUGAGGCAGCAGCCAUUCUCCCAGAAGCAGAGGUUAAAGCCAGUGCAGAAAGUCGAAGGCAUGACGAAUGGAAUGGGCCAGGGGGCGGGGCAGCAGCAGGGGGCGGGGCUUUCUGACAUCAGCGCCCAGGUGCAGCAGUACCAGCAGUUUCUUGAUGCAUCCCGCUCUCUGCCCGAGUUCUCAGAGAUAGACCUGCAGGGCAAGGCCCUACCAGAAGGGAUCAUGCUGGAGCACAUCAGGAGCUUCCAGCUGCUGUAUCGUGAGCACUGCGAGGCCAUCCUGGAUGUGAUGAUCAACUUACAGUUCACCCUGGUGGAGACCCUGUGGAAGACCUUCUGGAGGUUCAGUGAGAAUCCGGCUGGUGAGGUGGACCCACUCAGCGUACACGAUGAAUCGGAGAAGCGGCUACCCAAAUCGUGUCUGGUGCUGUUGUGCAAGUACGAGCCGGUAGUGCGCUGGAGCCACCAGUGUGACAACACACUGUACCAGAGUCUGGUGGAGAUCCUCAUCCCUGAUGUACUGCGGCCCAUCCCCAGUGCCUUAACACAAGCCAUCCGCAACUUUGCCAAGAGCCUGGAGAGCUGGUUGACCAACGCCAUGAUGAACAUCCCUGAGGAGAUGGUUCGCAUCAAGGUGACGUCUGCCAGUGCAUUUGCGCAGACUCUGCGCCGGUAUACAUCCCUCAAUCACCUGGCCCAGGCAGCGCGGGCAGUCCUGCAGAACACGGCACAGAUCAACCAGAUGCUGAGUGACUUGAACCGUGUGGACUUCGCCAAUGUGCAGGAGCAGGCCUCGUGGGUGUGCCGUUGUGAGGACCGGCUGGUCCAGCAACUGGAGCAGGACUUCAAGCUCACGCUGCAGCAGCAGAACUCGCUGGAGCAGUGGGCAGCCUGGCUGGAUGGGGUUGUCUCCCAGGUCCUAAAGCCCUACCAGGCCAGCGCCACCUUUCCCAAGGCAGCUAAACUCUUCCUGCUCAAGUGGUCCUUCUACAGUUCCAUGGUGAUCCGCGACUUGACCCUGCGCAGUGCCGCCAGCUUCGGCUCCUUCCACCUGAUCCGGCUGCUGUACGACGAGUACAUGUACUACCUGAUAGAGCAGCGGGUGGCCCAGGCCAAGGGCGAGACGCCCAUCGCUGUUAUGGGGGAGUUUGCCAGUCUGGGCAGAAGCCUGAACACACUGGAUCCUGAUAAAGAGGAGGAAGAGGAUGAGGAAGAGGAUAGUGAUGAUGAGUGCCAGGAACUGACCCUCCCCGCUGACUCCUCUGGUCUGGGGGAGGAAUCGCUGGAGCCGCCCGCCAAGCUGGCCAGAACCGACCCGAGGGGGCUCUUCAGUACCAGCCACGUGGACAACUGAUACACGGAGAGAGAGCGAGCGAGCGAGAGAGUGAGGUGCACUCAGACACACACACACACACACACACACACACAGACAAACACACACACCUGAACUGAGAUUAGUGUGUUGCGCCUGAGCCCUCCCCCAAGACGCCUCACGGAGUGAGCUGUAGGGCAGAGGGUAACCUUACAGAAGCACUGCCUGUGGGAAGGACUUCACCUGUCAGUCAAAGACAUCCUGUUGUCUAUUGGUGGUUUGGGAUUUCCGUUCUGCCCACGGGAUGGAAGGGGCCUCUCUCCUCAGAGUUGUCCUGGUGUUUGUUGGUGGUUUUGGAGCAUCUGUGCUGUGCUUGUCCAUGUAAAGGCAUGUGUGCGUACCCCCCGGAGCUGUAUCAAUAAUGGUAUGUUCCAGGUGCUGCUACUAUUACUUUUUAAAUCUUUAUCCAUGUACAAUAAAAAAUUUCUGGCGAGGGCCGGGGGGUGAUGGCAGCCUGUCUGCAGGUGUGUCCGUAGCUCUGUAAGGAUGUGUGACCCCGCCUGCUUAUUUUAACCAAUGCCCCCCCAUCUUUGAGCAGCCUCACAUGGGCCCGAGUGACCUCACUCAUCCUGUCCAAACAUCUCAAAGCAGACUGGUUCACCUAUUGUCAUUUCAUUUGUUUUCUGUGCCAAACCACUGCUCCCCAAGUUACACUGUAAUAAAAUAAAGGGGGUGUGUAGGUGGUGCACAUGCUGAGGGUGUUUUACCGUGUAGAGUGGGCAGAGCCGGUCACUUCACUAGACACCCUCGUCACCCGCUUCCUGUUGGUCUCAUUACCAUGUCUCUUGCAUGAGUCACUUCCUCUCCUUGACUUCCUUCAUGCCCUCGGCCUGUUCAUAGACACUGAGCGCCGCCGCAAAGUGCGAGCUGAGCCCCCAGGGUCUCUAGUUUAAUGGGUCACUGUCCCGGCCGCCUGUGUUGGUCUCGUGGUGUUCCCUAAUGUUUCCUGACCAAUUAUAUUUAAGCUUCUUCCCUGAACCUGACCCACCUGCAGCUGGGAAGGUUCCGUUGGGCAAGCUAACAAAUUAACCGCAAAAGGCUAAUAAAUAUCCGAUCUAACAAA
Brienomyrus brachyistius is the source of this 9491-nucleotide messenger RNA. RefSeq names its product regulatory factor X, 1b (influences HLA class II expression) (gene rfx1b). Bases 5798 to 8410 code for a protein of 870 amino acids. NCBI's taxonomy places the organism in Eukaryota, Metazoa, Chordata, Actinopteri, Osteoglossiformes, Mormyridae. Gene Ontology annotation, cellular component: nucleus. Gene Ontology annotation, biological process: regulation of transcription by RNA polymerase II. The record is from RefSeq and is a predicted model, not a curated record. The transcript has 17 exons. Gene Ontology annotation, molecular function: RNA polymerase II cis-regulatory region sequence-specific DNA binding; DNA-binding transcription factor activity, RNA polymerase II-specific.